Molecule: messenger RNA, 2619 nt
Organism: Aspergillus ruber CBS 135680
Lineage: Eukaryota; Fungi; Ascomycota; Eurotiomycetes; Eurotiales; Aspergillaceae
Exons: 7
Coding region: 1-2619 (872 amino acids)
Biological process (GO): mismatch repair; leading strand elongation; translesion synthesis
Cellular component (GO): PCNA complex
Molecular function (GO): DNA binding; DNA polymerase processivity factor activity; myosin binding
Source: RefSeq, a predicted model, not a curated record
AUGGAAUCUCUUGUGUAUGAGAACUCGCCCUUGGCAGACUACCUCCAAGGAGAGGGUGAAAGCGACAACAAUUGGCCUGUUGAGCUUACAGAGAAUGAGGAUAGCGAUACUGCAGAUGCGACAAUGGACUUUGCCCCUCGAGGGGCCUCGAAAUUUCAAGAGAGAAUCCGCGAUAAGCUUCCGAACCAGCUAGAUUCCAAAGUCUCGCAACGAAGUGAAGCAUUGGGGAGGUUCUAUGAUGCCUGCGCGUCCACUUUGAAUUCUCGCAUCGGACAAAGCGACAACGCAAGGUUCCUCGAACAGUUCGGUUAUGUGAUCGUCGCGUCACAGUUGUUGAACGAACAUAGCGCUCCAUCAUACACCUCCGCCGCAGAUGUGCUGUCGCAUGCGCAACCUGCAGAACUCCCAUCGCUUUCCACAACGUUCGGUUUACAAGGUGCCAUUGUCACCGGUGCGACUUCCUUUUCGAUUGCAUGGUUAUUACACUGGAGCCGGCCUCGAUCAGGCACCGGCAUAAACCCCCGGAAAGUGAGCAUUCUUAUGGUCUUGGUGCCGGUCCUCGGGGUUCUGUUCUAUGCUUUUGCGAAACGGCAGUGGCUCAAAUAUCUGCGCCAUCAAGCGGUUGAUGCGGCUGCGAACUUCAUCAGCAACGCGCAGGGGUUCGAUUCGGCUGCCUCAGCAUCAGUGGUUUUCAUACAAGAAGUCGAACUUGUCUCCAGGGGUUAUCGCAUAAGUACGCCCUUACCUCCGGUGAGCAGACUCGAGGACCAGGCACAAAUUCGACGGUGUCUUCGACUCCGUCGGACGGUCUCUGAGUGUUUGUACUCAAUGUUGGAACGAUAUAUCCGGUCGCUACAUAUUCUACAGCCGCUCACGGACGAUGUCAACCUUGCUAGAUAUUACGAUAUCUACGAUAUCUCGCUGGAUGAACUUGCUGAAGCCAAAUCCAGCUUAGCUGAACGCUCGACUGAUGACCAAUAUUCGCUGCGCGCCCUUCGAACUCUCUUCGGAAGACUCUAUGGCAUCAGGAAAAGUGUCUUGUGCUGCCUGCUGGCUCUCAGUGCCGAUGGUGGCGGUUCUGACAUUGAAAGAUGGAGCACAGCUGUGGAGCAGAUGCGGGAUUUGGCAGAUGUGACAUCAAAGAACAUCCGCAGGAUGACCAAUAUCCUCAGUGAGGAAGACCGUGAAGUUAUCCCACCUUCACCUCUACCCACAGCCUCCCCCAACAAGGACGCACUUAAAGCGCAAUAUCGAAGACUCAACACUCUUUCGCAAGGAAUCCGGGCUUUGCACGCUAAAAUGCAUGUGAUUCGUGAAGAGUCCCAUUCCAACCUUGAUGAAGCCGAUACCGGUGAACUGGAGGCUACGCUUAUCGCGCAGUACGACUCGGUCGGGACAGACAUACGGGGCCUCCUCCAAGAGUGGGAAGCCGGAAAGUCUGCCCUCGUCAACAGCUUCGAUAGACAAUCUCUCGCAGACCGCUACUCACGGCCGUCGAGUACGUUGGCACCGUUGUCGCCGACGCCUAGCCUUAGCGGUGUUACAGCGGUUGAAGGAAGCCCAUCGGAUGCGCUCAAGGCAUUAACAGGCGAAGGUUCUCGUCUGGAUAUAAGCGUCACAGAUGCUCCCGAGGAAGAGGAAAUCUUUGAAGCCGUGGCACUUCCAUCCCGUAGCAAUAAACGGUCCUCUAUCAGCAGGGAAGAACGUAUUGCACGCGUCAAAGAAGAUCGAGCAAAACAAGCGGCUGCACAAGAUCGAUCCACUGCCAACACUAGUAUGCUGAGGGAGCUUGAAAUGGUCAUCAAGCAGAGACCCCAUACGGCAGCCUCGAAGCGGGUCACAAUGUUAGAAGCACGCCUUGAACAAGCUAGUCUCCUCAAGCGCGUCGCCGACGCCAUCAAAGACCUCGUCCAGGACUGCAACUUCGACUGCAAUGACUCCGGGAUUGCCCUCCAGGCCAUGGACAACUCCCACGUUGCCCUGGUCUCCAUGCUGCUCCGCGCCGAGGGUUUCUCCCCCUACCGGUGCGACCGCAACAUCGCACUGGGGAUCAACCUGGUCUCGUUGACCAAGGUUCUGCGGGCCGCCCAGAACGAAGACAUUCUAACUCUCAAGGCCGAGGACACCCCCGAUGCGGUUAACCUCAUGUUCGAGAGCCCGGAGACCGACCGGAUAAGCGAGUAUGAUAUCAAGUUGAUGGAUAUUGACCAGGAGCACCUGGCUAUUCCCGAAACAGAAUACGCAGCUACAGUUGAGAUGCCGUCGGCGGAGUUCCAGCGGAUUUGUAGGGACUUGAACCAGCUUUCUGAGUCGGUCGUUAUUGAGGCUACCAAGGAAGGUGUCAAGUUCUCCUGCCAAGGUGACAUUGGCAGCGGUUCCGUGACCGUCCGUCAACACACCAACGUUGAAAAGCCCGAGCAGAACGUCUCGAUUGCGCUCUCCGAACCUGUCGCUCUUACUUUCUCUCUCAAAUACCUCGUCAACUUCUGCAAGGCUACAAAUCUGUCUAGUUCGGUGUCCCUGUGUCUGUCCCAGGAGGUCCCUCUGCUUGUCGAAUAUGGUCUCGGAAGCGGUCACUUGAGAUUCUACCUUGCUCCCAAGAUUGGCGACGAGGAGUAA